Molecule: messenger RNA, 1163 nt
Organism: Salvia miltiorrhiza (redroot sage)
Lineage: Eukaryota; Viridiplantae; Streptophyta; Magnoliopsida; Lamiales; Lamiaceae
Product: germin-like protein subfamily 3 member 2
Exons: 1
Coding region: 396-1034 (212 amino acids)
Cellular component (GO): cell wall
Molecular function (GO): manganese ion binding
Source: RefSeq, a predicted model, not a curated record
GAGAAUUUACACUAAUAUUUUGCUUAAAGAGCACAAAAAUGGACAAUUAACAACUUAAAAGCUGAGUAAUCUGGCACUCAUCCAGCCCAAAAAUGAGCAUCAGCAAUAGCAGAAGUGGUAGUUGUUGCCACCUUGUGUAUCUUUGUCUUGAAGCAAACUACUCUCUCUCUCUCUCUCUCUUUGCAGCGGAAUCCUCCCUUUUCUGUUUGGAGUGUAUAUCUUCAGAAAAAAGACAACCUUUUCUAAGUUAAAAGUCAAUAAAUAUGUAAACAAACCUCUGCAUAUGGAGUUGGUCUUAAGAAACUGACAAGAAUUUCAGGUUCAAGAAUAUAGUCUUAAAGCCAUACAAGAAUUUCCAGAUUCCCUAUCCAAAAGCAAUCUUUGAUAAAAAAAAAAUGUUGUUAAAAAUAACAGCAUUGCUUGUUCUUCUCCUACACAGAUGCCUAGUCUCAGCUUCUGAUUCAGAUCCAGUGCAAGAUUUCUGCAUCCCCAGACCAGAACUCUCGCCCCUCUUGGUCUCCUGCAAGAACUCAUCCCUUGUCACGGUGGAUGACUUUGUGUUCUCCGGCAUAAAAGCCUCAGGAGACGCGAGCAAGACAGGAUUCUCAUCCAUCCCAGUUAGUGCAAGUGCCUUCCCUGGCCUCAACACAUUAGGCAUGUCCCUUGUUCGCGCAGACUUUGAGCCCGGUGGCAUCAACGUGCCACAUUACCAUCCACGUGCAACUGAGGUGGCGUUCGUGGUGGAGGGGAGGAUCUACUCCGGCUUUGUGGACUCACAAAACCGCGUCUUUGCUAAGGUUCUUGACAAGGGGGAGGUCAUGGUGUUUCCUAGAGGCUUGCUGCAUUUCCAGAUGAAUGUAGGCGAGGCGCGGGCCACCAUCAUUGGGAGCUUCAACAGCCAGAAUCCUGGUUUGGUGAGAAUCCCAUCUGCUGUGUUUGGAUCACCCAUUAAAGAUGAGCUGUUGGAGAAGGUUUUUGGAUUGAAUGAUAAGGAAUUGGCUAAGGUGAGGAAGAAACUUCUUCCUAAGGUAUAGCAGAUUCCUUGUUAUUUUUUUCUUCUUCACAUAUUUCCUAGUGUUUAAUAAUAUUCAAGUUUCUAUGUGUAAAAUUGUUGCAACUAAAUUUUUCAUUUUUAUCAGGGAAUCAAGUUUAGUUCUUUGAAA